Molecule: messenger RNA, 3306 nt
Organism: Eucalyptus grandis
Lineage: Eukaryota; Viridiplantae; Streptophyta; Magnoliopsida; Myrtales; Myrtaceae
Product: putative disease resistance RPP13-like protein 1
Exons: 4
Coding region: 1-3306 (1101 amino acids)
Biological process (GO): defense response to other organism
Molecular function (GO): ADP binding
Source: RefSeq, a predicted model, not a curated record
AUGGCUAUUGGAGAGAUCGUUUUGGGUUCCUUCUUGGCUUCCUUCUUUCAGAUUCUAUUCGACAAGUUGUCUUCUCUCACAUUGAGCUAUGCGCAACAAGAAGGAUUCAACACUACCUUGCUUGAGGAGUGGAAGGGAAUGUUGUUGACAAUCAAUGCAGUGCUGGUUGACGCAGAGGACAAGCAACUUAGCAAUAACCCUCUAGUGAAGCUAUGGCUGGACGAUGUUAGGGACUUGGCCUAUGACAUGGAAGACUUGCUUGAUGAGUUGGUGAUCAAAAUCACUCAAGUUGAGUCAGAGGCAAAAUCCAGCACAAGCAAAGGUCUGGAGAAAUGGAAGUCCUCUUUCUUUGGCCAAGAUAAAUCCUCCAGAUUGAAUCCAAACUUUCACUCGCUUGUGUCGGAAACCAAGGUACAAGAGGUCAAUGGCAGGUUGAAAGCGAUUGUCACCAGGAAGGCUCAUCUAAGCUUGAGAGAGAAUGUUGCAGACAAAUCCAACUAUACCAACAAAAGAGAUCCCACCACUUCUUUGUCGGAACCUCAAUUUUUUGGUAGGGAGAAGGAAGAAGCACAAAUACUCGAACUAUUGAUAAGUGAGGUAGAAAAUUCCAAUGCCAUGCUAAGCAUAGUCCCCAUAGUUGGGAUGGGCGGCGUUGGAAAGACAGCAUUGGCUCAACGAACUACUUUGCGGUCAAUCACGGGGUUGUCCAACGAGGGUGAAGAUCUUAAUGAGCUUCAAGUUAAGUUGAAGGAUAGUCUAUAUGGGAAGAAGUUUCUUGUGGUUUUAGAUGAUAUAUGGAAUGAAAAGUACGAAAAAUGGACUGCCCUCUUAAAGCCAUUUGAAGCGGGUGCUAAGGGAAGCAAGAUCAUCAUCACAACUCGCAACCUUCAUGUUGCCUCUAUAACAAGAGCUUCGCCAUAUCCUUUGAGAGAAUUGUCCUUUGAUAAUUGUGUAAGCUUAUUAGCCUUUCAUGCUCUUGAAGCAAUAAAUUUUGAGAGCCACCCGGCUUUUGAAAUGAUAGGCAAGAAAAUAGCUGAAAGAUGUAAAGGUUUACCUUUGGCAUCGAAGAUGUUGGGUGGUGUCUUACGUACUAAAAGUAAUCCUGAUGAAUGGGAAGAUACCUUAAAUAACAAAAUAUGGGAUCUUCCGACGGCAGAAAAUGAUGAGGUUCUCCCUAUUUUAAAAUUGAGCUAUGUCCAUCUUCCUUCCCAUUUGAAGAGAUGUUUUGCUUAUUGUGCAAUAUUUCCCAAGGAUUAUGAAAUUGAAAGGGAUGAGCUAGUACUCUUAUGGAUGGCAGAUGGCCUUUUAGAUGGACAAAAAGCAAAGGAGAACAACUUGAGAUUAGGAAGGAAUUACUUUGAUGAGUUAGUAUCCAGAUCAUUUCUUCAACAAUCAAGUGUGUACGUAUCUAAGUUUUCAAUGCACGAUCUUUUGAAUGAUCUAGCAAAAUCAAUUGCAGGUGGGACGUGCUUUAGCUCCGGGGAAUCUCAGCUGGCAAUUAAUGAAGAUGAAGCAACUCCUGAGAAAGCUCGUUAUGCAUCAUUCAUCUCGUCAAAAUUUGUUACAUCAAAAUGCUUAAGAGCAUAUCACCGAAUGAAAGCACUGAGAAGUUUAAUGUUACUAGGGGGCAAUUUCUAUAUUUCCAACAAGGUGUUACAUGACUUGCUAAUAGAACUGAAGUACUUGAGGGUGCUCUCAAUAUGUCAUUGUGACAUUGUAGAAGUACCAAAUUGUGUUGGAAAUCUCAAGAAUCAUGAACUUGAAGCACAAGUGGUUGACUCUUUGCGACCUCACACUAAUCUUGAAAAUCUCACUAUUUUGAACUAUGGUGGUGCAAUAUUCCCAUCAUGGUUAGAUAGUCCAUCCUUUUCUAAGAUGGUGUCCGUGUGCCUGUUGGGCUGUCCUAAUGUUAUGUCGCUGCCUUCACUUGGACAACUACCAUCACUUAAGGAAUUAUCUCUUGAAGGUUUGCAUGCAGUAACAAUGAUAGGAUCUGAGUUUUACGGAGGUAAAAGGCCUUUCUCAUCCUUAACAACUUUGGAAUUGAAAGAGAUGUUGGCAUGGAAGGAUUGGUCUCCUCAUGCCGAGGACCUAAAAGAAGAAUUCCCAUUCUCCUGUCUCCAACAUCUUGUUGUCCGAAGCUGUCCUUCGUUGGUUGGGACAUUGCCUUGUCAACUUGAUCAUCUUAUAAAGCUUGAAAUUCAUUCAUGCCCACAUUUGAAUAACUCAACCAGUGUGGUUCGUCUUCCAUCUCUCCGUGAGUUAUACCUUGAGAAUUGUAACAAUGAGAUAUUAAAGAGCUUGGUCAACCUAACUUCUUUGACCAUUCUUAGAAUUGAAAACCUUGCCCAGCUUGUUUGCUUUGUUCAUGAGUUUAUGAGUUGCUUGGUCAAGCUAAAGGAGCUUCAUAUAGGAGGGUGUGACAAGCUGAAAUACUUGUGGCAAGAUGGAAAUGAAAUGCUAAAUCUUACUUGCCUCCAUGAAUUAGCCAUUAAAAGCUGUCCUCAAUUCACAUCCUUUGUGGCAGCAAAAGGAGAAAUGGAGUUGCCCUGCAACCUUGAAAGGAUGGAAUUGAUUAAUUGCCCAAGUUUAGAAAAACUUCCAAGCAAGAUGCACACACUUAGACAUUUGGACAUUCAGGAUUGUCCAAAACUCACUGGACAAACUAUUCAUUCAUAUGACCCCAGCAGCAAUAACACGAUAUCUCAACUUGAAUAUCUGCGAAUGAUUAGAUGUGAUGCUCUAACAUCCUUUCCGUUUGCCAAGGGUAGACUUGUUGCUCUAAAGAAACUUACAAUUUGGGAGUGCAAGGGGUUGAAGUCAUUGGAAGAGAUCACCAUACAAUCGCUCGAAGAAAUGACAAUUGGUGGCUGGUGUGAGAAUAUGAAGCAGCCAAUGAGAGAAUGGGGCUUACCCCUGCUCACAUCCCUCGAGUUUCUAAUUAUUGACUUGAGCAUGGGAGGGGAGGGAGAGAAGGAGUGGUUUCCUUCGGAGGAAGACGAGGAGGAUGUCUGGAAUCUUCUCUUUCCUUCCUCUCUAAUAGCUCUCCCGGAUGAAAAGAAUGAGGAACGUGGAAAGAUUAGCGGCGGUUUUCGCAACCAGCUCUCUUCUCUCAAACAUUUAGGGUUUGUAGAUUGCCCAAAGUUGAGGAAACUGCCAGAGGAUGGCCUUCCUCCUUCCCUCCAAUCUUUGGAGAUAAAAAGAUGCGAGAUUCUGGAAGAUCGAUGCUCAAAACUCACUGGCGACAAUUGGCCCCUCAUCCAAGAUAUCCCUUACAUUGGCAUUAAUUACAGUCGGAUUCGAUGA